CCGCCCCGUCUCAGGCGAGCCAGUCCUUCAGGCCGUCAGUCAGCCUGUCAGUCAACCCAUCAAUCAAGCCAUCAAUCAGCCUGUCAAUCAGCCCGCCUUGGCCUCACCCCCCUCCCACCGACAGCCAAUAAGAAGGCGCACUCUGAAGACCUCGCCGCGGCGGCCUCUACUUUCCCGCCAUUCCCUGAGGCAUUUCCCAAAUCAAAAUGACCCAGAGGCUUUUAGACCGGCUGGAUGUUCUAAAUUUGUAUUCGGAGAAGAUACUGGCCAAGAGGGCAAAGAAACAGAAAUUGCAAAAAAUACAGCUGGGAAAUAAGUUGGCUACUCCCCUGACAUUUGAGUUUCAGUUGGAUUUUGACUUACCCAUUGUUAAAGGAAGAACAAUGUCCAAGCCUAAAGCGGGUGCACAGGUGAUUGAAGAUGGACCGGAUAUAAAUGAUCAGCGCAUAAGAUCUCCUCCAUUAACAUCUGGACCUAAGCCCAGAAACACCUUUCCUAGGCAGUCAAAAGGAAGGCUACUGUCGGUUCCUGCAGCUCUGGAAAGGAAAAUUUCCCCAACAGGUGAAAAACCAGAACCUAAUGGAAACUUUGGAAAAACGGAGAGAUUAGUUACUCAGAAAUGUCAAAAUGAUGAUGAACACGGAAUUCAUUUUCAAGAAGAUAAUAAGGAAGCAAGAAAAAAAGCAGAUCCAGAAGAAGACAUCUCAUCUCUAAAAGACAGAGGAAACUUUAAAAACAUACAAGCAGCUGGGAAUGACUUAUCAGGCCAGAAAAAUCCAAUAUCCUUGUCCAUUGAGGAUGAACUGAAAAACCCCAAUGCCAAGAUAAUCGGCAUCCGACCCCCAGAAGUUACAGUUUCUCAACCGAAUAUGAAUAAAACCUAUCCUGUCACCUAUCAUGAAGAAGCAGAGAUACAAAUGUUUCUUUUGACGAAAAUGCUGAGUUCAGCCGAGUACAGAAAGCUUCGUAACUGGGAAGUUGGAAAAAAACAGCGGUCCGCCAAAGUGAAUCUAGUUUUAGAAAAAAACUGCGAGAGCGUGAUAGCCUUAGUUCAUGAUCAGAGUCAUCCUACCAUAGAGAAGAAGGUAAAAGGACCAUCCUCUCACGGAGGGAGAAGAAAUAAUAGCCCAUUUCUGCCUGAUGUCAGAAAUGCAACUGUAGCAAUUUCCCAGCAAGGGAAAGCUGGUUGCUGUAAUUCAGUUAGUAACUACCUUGGAGGUGAGCUACCUACAGGUCAACUCUCCUCCCAGGAUGUCACAGUUCCAGAGGCAAAAGGAUUCAUCGAUGGCCUUGUGGUUCAGGGAAUUAAAUCCAAAGCUGAUAAACAACGCGGAAGCACGGCUACUUUGAAAUCAUUCAGUUCAUCGAAAUGCAGUACCUCGAGGAUCUACCGCCCAAUAUCUCAUUCAGAUUUUCCCAAAAACAGCAGGAGAGCCUCAGUGUCCCAACUGGAGUAUCUGUUAAUAUGCAAGUCCAUAAAUAUCCUUGAGAAAGCUGAAUCAUCAGUUCACAAAGGGGCCGUAACUUGCGCUGCAGAAAAUAAGGAAGCCAGCACUCUUCCAGAAGGCUUUGAAACACCAGGGGCUGAUCAAGGUAAGGAAAGACUAAUGGAUGAAAACAAACCUAACGAACAUCCUCAAGAAGCCAAGCCUUAAAGAACAAAGCAUGGGGUUCGGGCGUCAACAGCCAACAGUGGGCUGCUCAAGAGGCAUCCCCAUUGGCUGAAAUGUGUCGGGAAGACAGAAUGACAAAGCCAGAUGGUUGGGAUGAGGAGGGAGAAAAGGCAGAAGUGGUGGAUGAAUCCCUUUCACUUCAGAAAAUUCCACUAGGUGUCAACAUUCCCAACAGUGCAUAGGCCUGCCACACGGAAUCAGAGCAGGGAAUGGAAUAGACUCUUUGAUUGUUUGCCUCCUGACGCCCACGGAACAUCAGAACUCAUGAAUAAACAAUA
Tachyglossus aculeatus (Australian echidna) is the source of this 1951-nucleotide messenger RNA. RefSeq names its product chromosome 10 C1orf141 homolog (gene C10H1orf141). The transcript is spliced from 7 exons. NCBI's taxonomy places the organism in Eukaryota, Metazoa, Chordata, Mammalia, Monotremata, Tachyglossidae. The record is from RefSeq and is a predicted model, not a curated record. Bases 207 to 1655 code for a protein of 482 amino acids.